This is a messenger RNA of Oncorhynchus gorbuscha (pink salmon), 1684 nucleotides long. Its product is annotated as enoyl-CoA hydratase domain-containing protein 3, mitochondrial-like. The transcript is spliced from 6 exons. Gene Ontology annotation, cellular component: mitochondrion. Gene Ontology annotation, molecular function: hydro-lyase activity. The record is from RefSeq and is a predicted model, not a curated record. NCBI's taxonomy places the organism in Eukaryota, Metazoa, Chordata, Actinopteri, Salmoniformes, Salmonidae. Bases 54 to 944 code for a protein of 296 amino acids.
CAAUGUUGGUGUUCAUCCUAUGACCCAAAUGUUGAUGCAAGCGCAGUCAAAACAUGGCUCGAAAUUUGUUUUACCGUGCUGCUAAUAUUGUCCAACUCAGCAGGUUUACACUUCUAGUUGGGUCAAAGUCACUUUGUACGCAAAUUCCGGCGGAGCCAUUGACUGUCAGACAGCAAAACAAUGGAAUAAGGAGUAUAACCUUGAACAACCCGAAGAAGAGGAAUGCCCUGUCUCUGUCCAUGCUGGAAUCACUAAGAGGCAACAUCCUGGCUGACAUCGACAGCGACGACCUCAGAGUCAUCGUCAUAUCAGCUAAGGGUCCAGUGUUCUCCUCUGGGCAUGACCUGAAGGAGCUGACGUCAGCACAGGGCAGAGAUUACCACUUCAAGGUGUUUCAGGCCUGCUCAGAGGUUAUGACCCUGAUACAAGACAUUCCUGUGCCUGUGAUUGCCAUGGUGAAUGGGGUUGCCACAGCAGCAGGAUGCCAGCUUGUUGCCAGUUGUGAUAUUGCUGUGGUGACGGAGAAGUCCACCUUCGCCACGCCAGGGGUCAACGUGGGUCUGUUCUGCUCAACCCCAGCCGUGGCAAUAGGAAGAGCUGUCCCCAAGAAGGUUGCCAUGGAGAUGCUGUUCACAGGAAGCCCGAUCUCGGCUCAGGAUGCUUUGCUGCACGGGCUGGUCAGCAAGGUGGUUCCUGAGGAGCGUCUAGAGCACGAGACGUUAGCCAUCGCACGGCGGGUCUGUCAGGCCAGUCGGCCCGUUGUAGCCCUUGGCAAGGCCACCUUCCACAGACAGAUGGCCCAGGGUCGGGAUGCGGCCUACGCUAUAGCCUCUCGUGUCAUGGUGGAUAACCUGGCUCUCAGAGACGGACAGGAGGGGAUACGGGCCUUCAUAGAGAAACGGAAGCCUGUGUGGACAAACAAAGCAGAGAAGGCCCAUGAUUAGUGAUAUCUGCUGGGCUGGCCCACCAUGGCAUGUGAAGGGUCAGCAGCCUCUGGGCUGGAGAGGGAGCCUGUGGAUGGUUGAGGUGUUAAACUUGCCCCCAGUUGGACCUGAACCCAUCACAGAACACAUGCUCGAGGAGGACAUUUUGAAACGAAAUCCCUGUUGAUUGUUCACCAAUUUGUAAGUCGCUCUGGAUAAGAGCGUCUGCUAAAUGACUUAAAUGUAAAUGUAAUUGUUGUCGUGAUCAGAUGAAGGGAUACUGCAGGGCUGUCUUAAGUCGCUCUGGAUAAGAGCGUCUGCUAAAUGACUUAAAUGUAAUGUAAUGUAUGCCCUUAGGAGGGGGUGAGGUGAAGGGUCUUGGAAAGGUAGAUACUUGAGAUGCACCAAUGGUCAAGGGACUCACAGAGGACAUCGAUUGGGCACUUCUUGUGACAGAAUGUAAAUGUUUAAAGGGGCAUUCUGCAGUUGAAACAAUUACAAAGCUGCUACUGAUUUGGUAAAAAGCUGAUGGGAUGGGACUGGAGAAAUGUAACUACUCUAAAAUUCAUAGACAGAGGACUGGCCAUCCAUGAGAUACAAAUGAUAUGUUUUGAGGCUAUACAUUGUUUACAAUGGUGUAAAACAAGCUUAUAUUUGUAUUUCUGAUGGGGUAAUAAGUCAUGAACUUAAGCUCAUGAGCAAUGUAUUAAGUUGUAUUCUUCAAAAAUCAAUGGGUAUAUAAAGUGCAUUCGGAAAGUAUA